This is a messenger RNA of Saccostrea echinata, 765 nucleotides long. Its product is annotated as fibroleukin-like. The coding region runs from base 1 to 765 and encodes 254 amino acids. The record is from RefSeq and is a predicted model, not a curated record. The transcript has 5 exons. NCBI's taxonomy places the organism in Eukaryota, Metazoa, Mollusca, Bivalvia, Ostreida, Ostreidae.
AUGUCUUCUGUUCUCGAUGCUUCUGAUAUCAGCUCUCUGAGGAAAUUCAGUUUUCUUACACUCACAGAUGAUGAUUCAAAUAAAGACUCCAUAAAACAAACACCAGUUCUGGCUAAAGACUGUAAGGACCACCAUGGAAAUGGUCACAAUACCUCCGGUGUGUAUGAGAUUUAUCCCUAUGGCACCAUUACCAGUCCUGUCAGAGUUCACUGUGAUAUGGACACAAUGGAUGGUGGAUGGACGGUUAUACAGAAACGAGAGGAUGGAUCCCAGAGCUUCGAAAAGAAUUGGGAAGAAUAUAAGAACGGAUUUGGGACACCGAAAAAGAAUGACUGGAUCGGAAAUGACGUCAUUCAUCAGUUAACAAAGGGAAAGAACUCGAAACUAUAUGUUUCCAUCACACUAGCGAAUGGUAGCAGACUAUAUGAGUUGUAUGCUGGCUUCUCCAUUUCCAAUGAAGCGGAGAAGUAUCGACUCUUUCUGGCUCCAACUGCCACAGGAACCUUGGGUGAUAGGAUGUUGAACACUGGUAAGUCCGGGGCGGAUUUAUCAGGGAUGUACUUCUCUACCCCAGACAGAGACAACGACAGAUGGAGUGGAGGUAAUUGUGCUGCUAAGUGGAAAGGAGGCUGGUGGUAUAACGCCUGUCACGACGCUUUCCUCAAUGGUCCCUGGUAUCCAGAGAACUGGCAUGAUCCUUGGAGGCCUACAGUUACAUCCAGUACAUCUGUCAGGGGAACAGUGAUGAUGGUCAAACGUCAUUAG